AUGGUUUCAUUCAGUCUCACACAUCUUGCAGCCAGCUUGGUGCUAUGUAGCUCCUGUGCGCUGGGCGACUUGAUUCCUUCUGAGCUUUCGGCAUACUUUAGCACGAACGAAACUUUGACUGCAAGUUUUUAUAAUGGCACAGAUGUCAUUACCAAGUCUGGACAGGAGGCUCCAAUAUCCAAAACCCAGGCUAAGCCAACAUUGAUCAUCCCUGAUACCAAUGUCUCGGCACCUUAUAUCUUUGUCAUGGUUGACCCUUCUUACAACUCGACUGUGCCAACAAAUACAGUUCUCCACACGAUAGCAGGAAACAUCACCAAGGGUGAUAUCAGUGGAAAUGAUCUUACGCUUGACUACGGUGCCACUAGCAUUGCGCCGUAUACAGGCCCUGAACAUAAGGCUGGUCAAUCGAACCACAACUACACCCUUCUUCUCUUUUCCCAGCCUGACAACUUCAACAUCCCGAGCAAGUACGAUUCCUAUCUGCCUCUCAACUUGUCAAAUGUUUAUACGAGGGUCAACUUCCCUGUAGUUGACUUCGUGAGUGACACUGGCCUGGGUCAGCCCAUCGCGGCUAUUUAUUUCAGACUCGAUCUGUCAAGCGAGAGCAGCACUACCACCGCAGCUACUACUCUCACCACGGCGACUUCUACUAGCUCUGCUUCGGCAGCAACCUUCACUUUGGAUGGCGCAGGUGCCGCGGUCUCCUAUCCCACGAAGACUUUGCUCGGCUUGAUCCUCUGCCUAUUCGCUCUGAUCUAA
This is a messenger RNA of Penicillium taxi, 762 nucleotides long. RefSeq names its product YbhB/YbcL family Raf kinase inhibitor-like protein. The transcript is spliced from 2 exons. The coding region runs from base 1 to 762 and encodes 253 amino acids. The record is from RefSeq and is a predicted model, not a curated record. NCBI's taxonomy places the organism in Eukaryota, Fungi, Ascomycota, Eurotiomycetes, Eurotiales, Aspergillaceae.